UAUAGCUCGGUCCGAUGUCAUCCCCAAACACAGCACAACUAAACCCUACUGGCCGUUGGCCGGUUUCUUUGAUUUUCUUUGUAUGUAGCUUUGGCCAUUGGCCAACUCUAGUCGUCCAUCGAACAGCUUCGUUAACUCCGCUGGCGCUAACUGAAGAUUUGCCUACACAACAAGCUUAAAUGCAUGCGUUCUCUCUGUACUAAUAUUAUAACCUGCGCACCCUACCGUUACAUCCGCGGUCUUUCACUCUCUCCGAUCUCCACAAUGUCUUCACUUCUUCUUCCAUCGAUUUCUCUGCAGAAGCUAUCUCUCAAUGCUUCGGAAUCCUCCAAGAGCUGUAGCUCGUUUGGUUUUUCCUGUUCCAAACAUGGAAUUCGAAGCUUUAGUCCUAAAAAUCUGGAAAAAUCUAGAGUCUUCAUGAGCGCUUCCGUUGGAUCUCAAACGGCUGUUGAUGACACCCUGUUUCUGGAUUAUAAGCCCUUGUGUGCAUUUCUAUUUCCUGGUCAGGGUGCACAGGCUGUUGGAAUGGGUAAGGAGGCUCAAAAUGUACCAGCUGCUGCUAACUUGUACAAGAAAGCAAAUGACAUACUUGGUUUUGAUCUUCUGGAUAUCUGCACAAAUGGACCAAAGGAAAAGCUGGAUUCAACUGUUAUAAGCCAGCCAGCCAUCUAUGUCACAAGCCUGGCUGCAGUUGAAGUAUUGCGUGCUCGUGAUGGAGGCCAGCAGAUAAUUGAUUCUAUAGAUGUCACUUGUGGUCUGAGUUUGGGAGAAUACACUGCUCUUGCAUUUGCUGGGGCAUUCAGCUUUGAGGAUGGAUUGAAGCUGGUCAAAUUACGUGGAGAAGCAAUGCAGGAAGCAGCUGAUGCUGCUAAAAGUGCCAUGGUCAGUGUCAUAGGACUGGAUUCAGAAAAGGUGCAACUAUUAUGUGAAGCAGCCAAUGCAGAAGUAGAUGAGGAAAACAAAGUUCAGAUUGCAAAUUUCCUAUGUCCUGGCAAUUAUGCUGUCUCUGGAGGUGUGAAAGGAGUGGAAGCAGUUGAAGCCAAGGCCAAGUCAUUCAAGGCUCGGAUGACAGUACGAUUAGCUGUUGCCGGUGCUUUUCAUACUAGUUUUAUGGAACCAGCUGUUUCAAGAUUGGAAGCUGCUUUGGCAUUGACAGAAAUCAGAACCCCAAGAAUACCAGUCAUAUCAAAUGUAGAUGCACAGCCACAUGCAAAUCCUGAUACAAUUAAGAGGAUAUUGGCAUGCCAGGUUACUUCUCCAGUUCAGUGGGAGACAACAGUGAAGAAUCUCUUAGCUAAAGGGCUCAAGAAGAGCUAUGAGUUAGGACCAGGAAAAGUUAUUGCUGGCAUCGUGAAAAGGAUGGACAAAGGUGCUGAUAUUGAGAACAUUGGUGCUUGAGGGGAAACAGCCUUCCCGUCUGAUGAGGCUUCAGGCCUUCUUUAGUGGCUCAUAUUCAAAUCAUUUAGGCCUUGAAGAUUUUUGGCACAAAGGUUUCCUGAUUUCUCAACUGUUGGGUCUGGGUUUGCAUUGCAGAUGAAAAUACCAAACUAACAUAGAGCACAUGAUGCAAAGACCGAACUUUGAUCUUGAACUUUCGGGUUGGAUUGCUUGGGAUUUGCUUUCCAGUCUUGAGAUAUUCAGAUGUAAUGGGUGAUUGAACAAAACUUAAUGUAUAUUGGCCAUCUGCAGAUUAUUCACUGUGUGAGUAUCAGAAGCCAAUUCAGACAUUUAACAUUUUGAGACUUUAACCUUUGGAAU
Molecule: messenger RNA, 1758 nt
Organism: Nelumbo nucifera (sacred lotus)
Lineage: Eukaryota; Viridiplantae; Streptophyta; Magnoliopsida; Proteales; Nelumbonaceae
Product: Acyl-carrier-protein S-malonyltransferase
Molecular function (GO): [acyl-carrier-protein] S-malonyltransferase activity
Source: RefSeq, a predicted model, not a curated record